Molecule: messenger RNA, 1166 nt
Organism: Ruditapes philippinarum (Manila clam)
Lineage: Eukaryota; Metazoa; Mollusca; Bivalvia; Venerida; Veneridae
Exons: 3
Coding region: 36-1166 (376 amino acids)
Source: RefSeq, a predicted model, not a curated record
AAGACAAUGACAUAACGUAUUAGAAACAGCAAACCAUGGCUGCAGCUGUGCCGACUGUGUCUGUACCUUUAUCAAAUUCUAAAUUCUUCAAUUGGAUAAAGGCUGCACUGGCUGUGUUUUAUACUAAAGAAGAAAUAGAGCCAGUUGUUAUCGAUGAAGUCAAAUAUUUCCAACAAAACUGUCUACAUACUAUUUCCUCUUCAAACAGCUUACCAGCCGGAAGCACAUGUUCGAAGUGCUGUACGGAAAAUCUGAUUGUUUGUCCAACAAACAGAAUUUGCAACGUAAAUCGUGGAAAAUGUUAUUAUCAUAAAAAUGUUGCAACUCAGUUUCGCCCGUCUGGAUGCCCAAAUAAGAUUUGUCAUAAUCUAAAAUCUGAGAUUGAAAAAGCACAUCGAUAUCACGGUCCAUCGUAUAAAAAUACAGACGCAACAAAAUGGUGCAGCAAUGCCUGGGAAAUUGCCAAGUGUUAUCUCCCGCCAGACGGAUACAAAGAUGUAUCGAAUGCUUCAGAGACUAAUUUUAAUGGCAUCAUUAGUGUCAUUAUUAAUCACAAAGGAUUUGAGGCGAAAAUAAAAGACGAUUUGUCCAAGAAGAAUAAUAUAUUUGACAAGGGUCGAGAUGUUGGUAAAACUGUCAGACAUUCUCCUAAUCUGGAGGUCGAGGAUACAGAUCUAACACAGUAUUUUACCAUUUUAAACAACAUUUUGACCGAUCCUGGAUUCGUAGCAAUGAAUAAAUCACCAAACAAUGCAAUUCAGAAAUUGGCUAAGCUUCAAAGUGACGAUUUGAUCAUUGGAAAAGACGUUGUACGUAAAGUUUUGGACGAUGUAGGAAAAACAAUUCAGGAACAAAUAAGAAAUGAGAUGGAUGUGUACAAGCAGAAGACUGAAGAAAGAAAAUUAGAGCUAAUUAACAGUGUUAACUUGAAAAUAAAAGAUAUUGAAGAGAAGGGAAAUGUUUCACUUGCCAAGCUGAAAUCAUCUAUUGAUGCUUUUGAGACUAAGGUGACAGAAUCUAUUCAAGAGAUAGACAGUCGGACAAGGAAAGGAAUAGAAACCAUUGAAAGUGUUACCAAUGAUGGCGUUCAAAACGUCAAAGAAGAAAAAGAAAAUGCAAUAAAGGAGAUACAAAAAGCUGCAGAAAAAUGUAAGACAAUACUUUAG